Molecule: messenger RNA, 2855 nt
Organism: Dermatophagoides pteronyssinus (European house dust mite)
Lineage: Eukaryota; Metazoa; Arthropoda; Arachnida; Sarcoptiformes; Pyroglyphidae
Biological process (GO): positive regulation of TORC1 signaling; regulation of autophagy
Cellular component (GO): nucleus
Molecular function (GO): RNA polymerase II complex binding; chromatin binding
Source: RefSeq, a predicted model, not a curated record
AUUCGAUAAACGAAAAAUAAUCGAUGGUAAUUGAUGAAUGAAAUGUAAUUGAAAUUGUUUAUAUAUUGAAAGAAAAAUUUAUGAAUAAAUUUCAAAUCCAAUCCAAAUGAGUAAAUAUUUAACAAAACGUCCACAUUCUACAACGACUACGACGACGACAACAACAAAAACAUACGAUGAUGAUGAUGAUGAUGAAGAUACAUAUAACCAUACACCAAUAAAAUCAUCGACAAUAACAAAACAUAGACGUGAUUAUUCAUCACCACAACCUUUGUCACAACAACCACCAUCAUCAUCAUCAUCAAUAUCAAGAUGUCGAUCAAGAGAUCGUAGUGAAAGUAGCCAUAGUUCACCUGAUUCAUGGAGUCCAAGAUCACGUGAUGAUGGUAGUGGACAUAAUCAUCAUCAUCGAUAUAAUCAUUCAAAUCAUGUAAAUAAAUAUUCGGAUCGUAAUAGUAAUGUUAACAAUAAUAAUCGUCGACGUCAAAGAAGUCCAAUAGAUGAUGAUGAUGAUAAUGAUGAUGAUGACGACGAUGAUGAUGAAGAUGAUGAUGAAAUUGAUUCAAUAAAUAAUAACAAUCGUAAUAGCAAGUAUUAUGGACGAACAUCAAAUAAAAUUAGUAAUAAUAAUAAAUAUUCAAGAUUAUCAUCAUCAAGAUCACCACCACCUCCAUCAUCAUCAUCAUCAACGUUGAUUAGCCGUGGUCAUAAUAAUAGAUAUAAUAAUCAUCAUCAUUACAUUAAUAAUCAUAGAUCAACAACGAAUAAAUUGUCAAAAAGAUAUGAUGAUACAAGAAAUUCCUAUUAUAAUAAUGGCCAUAAUAGCCAUAAUUAUCAUCAUCAUCAAAAUCAUCAUUCAUCACAUCAUCAUUCGUCGUCGUCAUCAUCUUCAAUAUCGAAUAAAAAAUGUUUUGGAAAUUGGUCCGAACAAUUAAGUUCAUCGGGUAAACGUUAUUAUUAUAAUAGUAAAACAGAAGUAUCACAAUGGCAAAAACCUAAAGAAUGGAUCGAAUGGGAAGAACAACAACAACAACAUCGAAAUUCAACAAGGGAAUCAUCAUCGAAUAGCCGAUAUAAUUCUUCAACAUUUAAAAAUUAUCGUGAUCGUGUUAAUAAUAAUCAUCAUCAUAGCAGUAAAUAUCAUUAUCAUAAUGAUAAAUAUGACCAUAAUAAUCAACAACCGAAAUCUUAUGCAUACUCAAACCAUUCACCAUCCGAACGUUCAUCAUCAACAAUAUCGAAUAAUAAUGAUAGAUAUUAUUCACACCAUCAACAACAUAAUCAACAUCGGAAUCGUUCAUCAACAUCAAGACAUCGAUCAACAUCGAGACAUAGAUCUCGUAGCCCAUCAACACAUUAUUCCUAUCAUCAUAAUCAUAGUUCAUCAUCAUCAAGAUCUUAUCAUAAUAGACAUCGUCAUGAUGAUGAUGAUGAUGACAGUGAUGAAAGUGAUGAUGAUCUAAUUAAUCAUAGGAGUAAUAGUAGAAGUAAAAUGGAUAAAUUAUCAACGACAGAACAAUCAAUGAAUUCAUUGAAUCAUGAUAAUAAUAAUGAUGAUGAUGCCGGCAUUGGUGGUGAUUCAAAAUUGACUAAAAAUUCUAUCGAUAAUCGUCAUCAUGAUAAUUCUUUAGAUAAUAUCAAUAAUAAUAAUAACGAUUCAAACCUUAAAACAAUGGAUAACGCGGCAAAGAUUAAAGAUUCCAAUAAUAAAUUGGACGGUUGUUCACCGAAUUCUAUAUUACCUGAUUCAAAUCUAUCAUCAUUUUUGAUGAAAGCAAUGGCAUCGAUUGUAUCACAAACAUCAUCACCAUCUUCAAAUAAUAAUAAUAAUAAUAGCAUUCAUCAUAUGGCCACAAAAUUAUUACGACAAUUCAAUAUAAAUUCACAAGGUAUUAAUCUAUCGAAUACGGAAGAAAUAUUAAAUCUAUUAAGAAAAUUACAACAAAAAUCUGCCACAUUAAAAAAUUCACCAAAUGCAAAGUUGAGGAAUAAACAACAUCAGCUGUAUAAUAAUAACAAUACAAAUAAUAGCAAUUCUCGAUAUAAUCUACUAAAUAGUUCGGAUGGUAUUCGUCAAGAUUUAGAUCAAUUAUCUAAAAAGAUUAUUGUUCAACAAUCAGCCGAAUCGCCACCAUCAUCGUCACAUCAACAAACAGAUUCAAAAAGUGGUAAUAAUAAUAAUAAAGAUAAUAAUCAAUCAUCAUCAUUAACAUCGGCAAUAUCAUCUAUAACAAGUUCAAAUAUUGCCCAGAAUAAAUGUUCAUUACCUGAUUUAUCAAGAUUUCGUCAUUUAUAUCGUGAAGAUCUUGUUAAUCAUGUAACUGGUUGGCAUUCCGAACAAUUAGAAAUACAGGCGAAUACAUUAUUUGAACAAGCAAAUCAUAUUGGUAAUCAUUCAUGUACGAGAAUUUUGACUGAACUAAAAAAUGCUCGAAGCUUAGUACGAUUUACCGAAAUACAAAAAACAUUAUUAGAACAAAGGAUUCUAUUUGCCGGUCAACAAAUCAAAACUGUUGAAGAAUGGAAAAGUAAACAAUUUGUUAAUUAUUCUUAAUAUUUUGAGAAAAAUGAUAAAUUCUCUACAAAUGUUCUUGAACUCAACUCUUCAACGACAAACAACUACAACCAACCAAUCAAUUUUCCUUUUUUUUCUACGAAACAAAAAAAAUGAAAUUCUCUUUGAUGUGAUGAAAUUCGUACAUUUUAUUUCUAUUCUUCAAUAUUAUUAUUCAACUCUUGCAUUCAACUUCAAAACUUUUUCUUUAUUCAUCAAAAAAAAUUUUGUACAGACAAUAUACAUUGUCACAUACAUCAGGCCUGUUGUGUGUAUGUGUAUGUGAUGUAAAAAAAUUUAA